CCCGGGCUCAGCAUGUUCGCCGGUCAGGCGGCGCAGCCCGACCCCUGUUCGGAUGAGAACGGCCACCCGCGCCGCUGCAUCCCGGACUUUGUCAAUGCGGCCUUCGGCAAGGACGUGCGCGUGUCCAGCACCUGCGGUCGGCCCCCGGCGCGCUACUGCGUGGUGAGCGAGCGUGGCGAGGAGCGGCUGCGCUCGUGCCACCUCUGCAACGCCUCGGACCCCAAGAAGGCGCACCCGCCCGCCUUCCUCACCGAUCUCAACAACCCGCACAACCUGACGUGCUGGCAGUCGGAGAACUACCUGCAGUUCCCGCACAACGUCACGCUCACGCUGUCGCUCGGCAAGAAGUUUGAGGUGACCUACGUGAGCCUGCAGUUCUGCUCGCCACGGCCCGAGUCCAUGGCCAUUUACAAGUCCAUGGACUACGGGCGCACGUGGGUGCCCUUCCAGUUCUACUCCACGCAGUGCCGCAAGAUGUACAACCGGCCGCACCGCGCGCCCAUCACCAAGCAGAACGAGCAGGAGGCCGUGUGCACCGACUCGCACACCGACAUGCGCCCGCUGUCGGGCGGCCUGAUCGCCUUCAGCACGCUGGACGGGCGGCCCUCGGCGCACGACUUCGACAACUCGCCGGUGCUGCAAGACUGGGUCACGGCCACCGACAUCCGCGUGGCCUUCAGCCGCCUGCACACGUUCGGCGACGAGAAUGAGGACGACUCGGAGCUGGCGCGCGACUCGUACUUCUACGCGGUGUCCGACCUGCAGGUGGGCGGACGCUGCAAGUGCAACGGCCACGCGGCGCGCUGCGUGCGCGACCGGGACGACAGCCUGGUGUGCGACUGCAGGCACAACACCGCCGGCCCGGAGUGCGACCGCUGCAAACCCUUCCACUACGACCGACCCUGGCAGCGCGCCACGGCGCGCGAGGCCAACGAGUGCGUGGCCUGCAACUGUAACCUGCAUGCCCGGCGCUGCCGCUUCAACAUGGAGCUGUAUAAGCUAUCGGGGCGCAAGAGCGGGGGUGUCUGCCUCAACUGCCGUCACAACACUGCUGGCCGCCACUGCCACUACUGCAAGGAGGGCUUCUACCGGGACAUGGGCAAGCCCAUUACUCACCGGAAGGCCUGCAAAGCCUGUGAUUGCCAUCCCGUGGGUGCUGCUGGUAAGACUUGCAACCAAACCACUGGCCAGUGUCCCUGCAAGGACGGCGUGACCGGCAUCACCUGCAACCGCUGUGCCAAGGGCUACCAGCAGAGCCGUUCUCCCAUCGCCCCCUGCAUCAAGAUCCCUGUAGCUCCACCAACUACUGCAGCCAGCAGCAUGGAGGAACCCGAAGACUGCGAUUCCUACUGCAAGGCCUCCAAAGGGAAGCUGAAGAUCAACAUGAAAAAGUACUGCAAGAAGGACUAUGCUGUCCAGAUCCAUAUCCUGAAGGCGGACAAGGCAGGGGACUGGUGGAAGUUCACGGUGAACAUCAUCUCUGUGUACAAGCAGGGCACAAGCCGCAUCCGCCGUGGAGACCAGAGUCUGUGGAUACGCUCCCGAGACAUUGCUUGCAAAUGCCCUAAGAUCAAGCCCCUCAAGAAGUACCUGCUGCUGGGCAAUGCCGAGGACUCACCCGACCAGAGUGGCAUCGUGGCGGACAAGAGCAGCCUGGUGAUCCAGUGGCGGGACACGUGGGCACGGCGGCUGCGCAAGUUCCAGCAGCGCGAGAAGAAGGGCAAGUGCAAGAAGGCCUAGUGCGGAGGCUGCAGCGCCGGGCACCAGGGCCAGGCCCCAAGCAUGGGGUUCUUGGACUUGGCCUGCUAGGGCUUUCCCAGGUGGGGACAGAGGGCGGGGUGCAGCUGGCCAGGGGGCGGGGUCCCUCAUAGGCCCUGCCCCUGCCCCACCCUGUGUGCCCCUGGUGGGAGACGCAUUCACCCAGGGCAGGGCGCCCGCAGACAUGAGGAUGAGACGUACCUACCUCACGGCGCUCCUUCCAGAGCACAAAUGCGCUUCCCUAAGGCUAGGUGGGGUCGCCGUGGAGGGGCUGGGGGCUGUUCAUGCAAGCCAUUGAUGGUUUUGGAGAAAGGAUAUGAGAACUGUGAAUUUUCAGGUCUGCAGCCUGGGCAGGGGCACUGACCAAGCCCAACCAAACCACCCACACCCCAGACACAAAAGACAAACUCCUUUCUCCCUGACCCUUCUAUCUAGGAAUUCCCACUGGACACCCACUGACAACCGGGGUCCUAGCUGAAGGGGCUGGAUGGUAUUGUGGGAAGCGGCCCUCCAGCUAGCAUUUGUCAUGUGGACCCUGGUCUCCAUGACCACCUGCUGGGCCGGUCCUUCUGGGUGGGUGAGGUGGGGCUUCACCAUCUGGAGGAGAGGAGGCCCCCACCCGGCCCUGUACCAGUUGGGGCUGGCCCACCUGGAGGGCAGUGGGCUCCAGGACACCCCUGAGAAACCCGCCGGGUGGUCACUGCCUCCUGCUGGAGCUGCCAUGGGGAGGAGGAGGCGUUGCAAAGGCAAAACCUCCCAGAGCGUUUCCUUUGUGGAAACUUGGAACCAGCCCCUUUUAUGACAUUUUCCAGGGGAGGGGGCGGAGGCACUGGCUGGGUUUAGGGCAGUGACACUAUUUGUGUAAUGACAUCAGCUCCCACAAGGCCCCUCAGAAGCGUCAACAGCUGGAACGGGCCUGAAUGGGCAUGGAAUGCUGGCCGCAAAGGCAGGCGGUUAGUCUGGGCUUGGGGGAAGGGGCUUGCUGGCUCAGAGAAGUCCAGGGAGGGAAGGAGUGCGCUCACAGCAGGCGGGGCCGAGGAAGCCAUGACCACUGCCCAUUGCUGUCCCCACUGGUGACGCCAGGGAAGGGACAUGCAUGGGAAGGCUGCUGCAGCCACUCAGGCCUGGGUCUAGCUCAACAGCACACACUGCCCACUACUUUUGGGUUAUCUUUUGUUGUGCCAGUCUCCCAGAGACUCCCACAGGCAAAAAAAAAAAAAAAACCCAGGCCACCUCGUCUGGUGGCGGCACAGGAUCUGUCCUGACUCCCCACCUCCUUGAGCUCUGCACUGCCUUUGCAGCCUCUGGCUUCCCAGCAGGAAGUUGGUUUUGUUUUCCCCACCCACAGGGGCAUAGGCAUUCCAAGGAGGAAGCCUGGGCCUUGGGAAUUGGCUUCCUUCUCUUUCCCUCACUUCUGCUUAUGUCACCACUGCCAUUCACUGAGCACCUGCUCUGUGCUAGGCACUUUACCUACGCGCUCCCAGCCUGUCCUCAUGACAGGGCUUAACUGAUCUUUGCCAGCAAGGAAAUGAACGUGUUGUGCAAAGUCCCGUCAAGACAUGUGGCAGAACUGGGACUCAGACCCUGGAGCGGGUUUUUCUGACCACUCUGGCUCUGCAGCCCACCCCGACACUUCCUGCAGCAGGCUGUAGGGGAGGGGUGCCAUUGCAAUGGCCACUGAGACACUGGCAAGGCUAUUGCCUCUUCAGGACCUUGCUCUGAGCCUGGUGGGGUUGGGGGUGACACCUAGAGGAGGCAGUGAGGGUGGUGGGUAAGGCAGGGAAAAGAGACUUACCACAAAGCAGCCAGGAGGGCAGGGCUCAGCUCCUCUGAAGAGUCCUAGAAAGGUGGUUUGGCGGGCCCAAGUGUGGGGAGGAAGGGUGGAGGGCUUCUGGCAGAAACUCCUUAGAGGCAACUGCCCUGGCAAGAGACCCAGCCUUGGUCCAAGCCCAAGGCUGAAGAGUAAGGGCUGCUCUCCAGGCUCAGAUACUCCAGACUCAGAUACUCCAUCAGCCAUGUUUUGACUGUAGCAAAAGGCACCAUAGGGCGAGGGUCCUGUUUUUGUCUGCAUAGCUUCUAAGCUGCCCAGAAAAGCUAUGCUGCUGACCCCCCCCACUCCCCACACACCUUGACUGCCCUCCCUCCAAGUCUCACCAGUGUUGCAUGGGGCUUGCAUUGGUGUUCUCAGAGAUCUGUCAGAGAGCCAUAGGCCUAGCAAGCAUCAAGGUGUCCUGAGAAUCACUUCAGCUUCCACCUCAGCCACCACUGGCCCUCAGGGCCAAGGCCAUCCACUCAGCCCGGCCCUUGGAACCUAUGUUGGGGCCUGAGAAGUUAGGUCAGGGAUGGGGCCACUGACCAGACUACAGAGCUCACCACAGUGCCUCUUGUGGGCCCAGACUGAAACCAGCCCCCCAACCUCUGCUUCCACUCCUCCCCCACCUGACCCUCCUGAGGUGGGGACCAACUCUCUCCCACCUGCCCCCACGCCAGGGAGGAGAGGGAGAUGCGAGUGGAAGGCCUCUGAUUUGUACAGUUAGGAAGGGAUAUAAAACAGAAGUAGGAUUUGCUUUUGAAGAGUAUAUUAACCAGAGUUGUGAUAUGUAGGUGUUUGAAGAAAACCAUACCAGUUUAGUCUUUGUGUUUCAUCCAGACGCUCCAGCUGUUCUUUUCCUUUCCAGCUGGGUGGUCUGGUGCCCCUGCCAGCUGAGUGCCUGCUUCACUGAUGCACAGUCCUGCAAAGGUGGGAUAAGGGAAGGGGGAGGAAAUGGGGUGCCUCCUAGGUGUGCUUGUAGGCUGUGGCCUCUGUCCACAGCGUCCAUCCUUAAGAGAUAGACAGGAGGCAGCAACCUCAGACUGGAGGCGCACACUGCCUGAGGCCCUGGGUGACCUCCUGGAACUCUGCCUCAGGAGUCACACAUGGGAACCGGAAACAGUCCACUCCUGGAGUUGCUCCAGAUUGAAAAGAGAUUGAGAUCUAGAAGAGACCCCCCCCCCCCCCACCUCCAUCCUAGAGCCGACAGACAAGGCUCGCUGAUGAGCCAUGGCUCAUGGACAGACAUUCCUGUGGGCCACCACCAUGCCAUACCCCCAGGGAUAUUAAAAUUGUCUUUGUGGGGCCUUGCCCCUGCCAGAAACCAAGCCAGCGCCACCUUGUGUCAUUGGCCAUUCCCUUCCUCACUCCCAAAUGCACUUCCCGCGUCCCAGACUCCCUGUGUUGCAGACUUCUGUUCACUCAGAAGUGUAAAUGUUUAGUUGUGACCAUGACAUAUUGUUUGGGUCAGUGUUCCUUUCCAAUGCAUACUAAUAUAUUAUGGUUAUUAUAUAUGAAUAUAUUUAAUGACAUGGAAAAAGUUGUGGAUUUUUUUUAAGAUUUUUUUUUCUUUUUCUUUUUUGGUUAGAGUUGUAAUGGACCCAGAAGGGACUUGUAAUGUGGGCCCCACACACUAGAACUAAAUUCAGAUAUCAUUCAAUAAACUCUUGUAUACUG
Molecule: messenger RNA, 5245 nt
Organism: Dipodomys ordii (Ord's kangaroo rat)
Lineage: Eukaryota; Metazoa; Chordata; Mammalia; Rodentia; Heteromyidae
Gene: Ntn1
Product: netrin 1
Exons: 6
Coding region: 13-1740 (575 amino acids)
Molecular function (GO): protein binding
Source: RefSeq, a predicted model, not a curated record